CACAGAGGUUACAACAGUCAGUUGUAGAAAGGAUAUCAACAGAGUGUUAGAAAAUGCUUCAACAAACCAGGUGUGUUCGGUAAUGCAGAUGAAGUGAAGUCAGUGUCAGUGAUGGAGGGAGAUUCUGUCUCUCUACACACUGAUAUUCCUGAAGUACAGAGAGAGGAUCAGAUUCUGUGGAUGUUUGGACCUCAAAACACUCGAAUAGCUGAUAUCCACAGACAGAACACUGAUACAGAUGCCACUAAUACAAUAUUUGAGAAAAGACUCCAGUUGGACAGUCGGACUGGAUCUCUGACCAUCAGAAACAUCAGAUCUGAACACACUGGACUUUAUAAACUACUGAUCAUCAACAGCAGAGGGACAGAAGAGAAGAAGUUUAAUAUUUCUAUUUAUGCACGUCUGCCUGCUCCUGUCAUCACCAGAGACUCUUCAAACUGUUCUUCAGGAUCAUCAGUGUCUAAUUGUUCACUGCUGUGUUCAGUUGUGAAUGUGAGUGCUGUGACUCUCUCCUGGUACAAAGGAAACAGUUUAUUGUCCAGCAUCAGUGUGUCUGAUCUCAGCAUCAGUCUCUCUCUACCUCUGGAGGUGGAAUAUCAGGAGAACAACACCUACAGCUGUGUGAUCAACAAUCCCAUCACAAACCAGACUCAACACAACAUCAACAUCACUCAACUCUGUCACACGUGUCCAGGACUGGAUAACCGUUCAAAACACAUGAAGCCAAAAGCCCUUAUAGCCAUUAUAACAAUUAUAGCAGUGCUGCUUCUGUGCAUAGCUGCAGUUGUAGGUUUGAAGAAACAGAAGGCAAGUCAUUACAAAAAUACAUAUGCUCAGGGUGCGAUUUGUGAA
Carassius carassius (crucian carp) is the source of this 852-nucleotide messenger RNA. Its product is annotated as SLAM family member 9-like. The record is from RefSeq and is a predicted model, not a curated record. The annotation marks the transcript as partial. NCBI's taxonomy places the organism in Eukaryota, Metazoa, Chordata, Actinopteri, Cypriniformes, Cyprinidae. The transcript has 4 exons.